This is a messenger RNA of Condylura cristata (star-nosed mole), 978 nucleotides long. Its product is annotated as free fatty acid receptor 2-like. Bases 1 to 978 code for a protein of 325 amino acids. Gene Ontology annotation, biological process: G protein-coupled receptor signaling pathway; cellular response to fatty acid. Lineage: Eukaryota; Metazoa; Chordata; Mammalia; Eulipotyphla; Talpidae. Gene Ontology annotation, cellular component: plasma membrane. The transcript is spliced from 2 exons. Gene Ontology annotation, molecular function: G protein-coupled receptor activity. The record is from RefSeq and is a predicted model, not a curated record.
AUGGCCCCCACGCGCCGAAGCCUGUGUCUGCUCUUGCUCUACAUCAUCUCUUUCCUCGUCGGUCUCCCCGCCAACCUCAUGGCCCUGCGCGCCUUCGUGGGCCGGGUGCGCCAGCCCCAGCCCUCCCCCAUCCACAUCCUGCUGCUCAACCUGACCCUGGCCGACCUCCUGCUGCUGCUGCUGCUGCCCUUCAAGAUGGCCGAGGCGGCGGAGGACUUCCACUGGUACCUGCCCCACGUGAUGUGCGUGAUCACCGCUUACGGCUUCUACAGCAGCAUCUACUGCAGCACGUGGCUCCUGGCCGGCAUCAGCAUCGAGCGCUACCGCAGCGUGGCCUUCCCGGUGCGGUACAAGCUGACCCGCCGGCCGGUGUACGGGGUGAUCGCCGCCCUGAUCGCCUGGGUCAUGUCCUUCGGCCACUGCAGCAUCGUGAUCAUCGUCCUUUACUUGCCAAACGAAAACACGACGAGCGUUGGCGGAGUCUGUUACGGGGACUUCAGCCAAAGGCAGCUGGCCCUCCUGCUCCCGGUGCGGCUGGAGCUGUGCCUCGUCCUAUUCUUCAUCCCCAUGGGCAUCACCAUCUUCUGCUACUGGCGCUUGGUCUGGAUCAUGCUCUCCCGGGCCCACGUGGGGGCCCAGAAGCGCUGGCGGGCCGUGGCGCUGGCCGCCUUGAACCUCUUCAACUUCCUGGUGUGUUUUGGGCCUUACAAUGUGUCUCACGUGCUUGGGUACAUCCACCAGGAGAAUGAGGAAUGGAGAGUGUGCGCCGUGUUCCUGGGCGCUCUCAAUGCGUGCGUGGACCCCCUCAUUUUCUAUUUUUCCUCCUCCGCGGUGCGCAACGCUGUGAGCCAGAGGCACCGGCUGCUGCAGAGCUGGGGCACCUGGCUGGCGGGGCGCUGGAGGAGAGGCGGCAGGGAGCAGGCUGCGAAGACAGAAGACGGCAUGGGCAUGGCCGAUGUCAGCCUCGCCAAAGACUAG